Molecule: messenger RNA, 6174 nt
Organism: Salvelinus namaycush (lake trout)
Lineage: Eukaryota; Metazoa; Chordata; Actinopteri; Salmoniformes; Salmonidae
Product: BMP-2-inducible protein kinase-like
Exons: 16
Coding region: 879-4427 (1182 amino acids)
Biological process (GO): protein phosphorylation
Molecular function (GO): protein kinase activity; ATP binding
Source: RefSeq, a predicted model, not a curated record
AGCUGGGUUAGUCAAGAAGGAGGUCGAAGUUUACGGAGCCUGCGCCUGGCUGGUAUCAACAAGACACGAGGCCGAAGACAUGAUAAAAUAAAUCGAACCACCGGAAUUGCACGCGAUAUUUAAUGAACGGUUCGUGCGGAGUUUCGGUGGGAUUGCACAGUGGGGGUUACAUGUGGUCGUAGCUAGCUUAUCUUGAUAGAAGCAAGUGAAGACAGUUAGCCAACCAUCAAGCCUAGCGGGAAGUGUCCCAGAGAAGUAGCGGGCUGAAAGCAAGUGUUUCUUCGACGAAUCGUUUGACAAAAGGAACAGUUGGACAUUUUAUAGCCAGCCAGCUAGCGAGACGGAGUCGCAUACCGUGCUCACAACACCGGUAUCGUGCUAUAUGCUCUUUAGUGCUUUAACAUGCCUUCUAGUGCUCGUUGUUGAAGCUUUUGCCUACUACUGUCUGCAGACUGUUUUGGUGCAGCAACGAGUACCUGAUAGCCACACGCUAGCUAGCUGAUAUUACACGGGUAACUAGCUAACAGCGUGGAUCUACUGUCUCAUUAUCUCGCUUUAACGUCAAAAGACCAAAACUAACAAGCACAUUUUGUUGUCAACUCGGAGGCAUAGUUGUUAGCCAGAUAGCUAGCUAAACCGCUGACCAGUCGGUCAAGAGGAGCAACAUUUCCUCGCCUGAUAAUUUCGCCUUGCUGUGUCAUGACGUUAAAGUGCAAGUCAAGUCAUUUCAAAGAGUAUGCGAGAUAACAACAUUUGGCAUAAGUAGAAAGGGGGGGGGGGGGGGGGGGGGGGGUCAGGAAUCCUUCAUUAAAGUUGGCUACUGUCGACCGUAGUUGAACCAAAGGACUGUAUUUGUAGGUCAGUCUCGACAGCAAAGAAUGAAGAAGUUUUCCCGUAUGCCGAAGUCGGAGAGCGGCGGACCGGGAGGAGGUUCCGGGUCCGGAUCGAGCUCUGGAGCCGUCAGUAACUACUUUGGGAAAGUGUUUGCCGUGGGCCGGUAUCAAGUCACGGUGGAAGAACUCAUAGCAGAAGGUGGGUUUUCUGUGGUGUUUCUGGCCCGGACACACAGUGGAACGCGCUGCGCUCUCAAGAGGAUGUACGUCAACAACGUUCCUGACCUCAACAUCUACAAGAGAGAAAUCACUAUUAUGAAGGAGCUGUCUGGUCACAGGAACAUAGUGAACUACCUGGACUCUACCAUCAACUCAGUAGGGGACAGUGUCUGGGAGGUGCUCAUUCUCAUGGAGUACUGUAAAGCUGGUCAGGUAGUGAAGCAGAUGAAUCAGCGUCUCCAUAUUGGGUUUACGGAGCCGGAGGUGCUGACCAUCUUCACUGAUACCUGUGAGGCUGUGGCCAGGCUGCAUCAGUGUAGGACCCCUGUCAUACACAGGGACCUGAAGGUAGAGAACAUCCUCCUGAGUGAUAAUGGGAGUUAUGUUCUGUGUGAUUUUGGAAGUGCUUCUCUCAAAGUGCUGCUUCCACAUAAAGACGGAGUGACCGCUGUGGAGGACGAAAUCAGGAAGUACACGACCCUGUCAUAUCGAGCUCCAGAGAUGGUCAACGUGUACGCAGGGAAGCCCAUUACCACCAAGGCUGAUAUAUGGGCUCUUGGUUGCUUGUUGUACAAGCUGUGUUUCUUCUCGCUCCCGUUCGGAGAGAGUCAAGUCGCCAUAUGUGACGGAAACUUUAUCGUUCCUGACAAUUCCAAAUUCUCCUCCAAGUUGCAUUGCUUAAUCAGAUAUAUGCUUGAGCCUGACCAUGAGAAGAGACCAGAUAUCUAUCAAGUCUCCUACUUUGCCUUCAAGUUAGCGGGAAAGGAGUGUCCGGUGCCAAAUCUCUUUAACUCUCCUCUCCCCACAUCACUUCCUGAGCCGCUCACAGCCAGCGAAUUCGCUGCUAGGAAGAGUAUGACGAAAGCCAGAAUCACAGAGUCCGUGGGUCCGACGGCAACUUCAAUCACUCCGAGACAGAGACCCAAAGCUGCAAACAGUUAUGUGCUACCCGUCCCUGUAGCCAACACAGCGGUCACCCCAGUCGCUGCCACGCCCAUCGUCACACCUACGGCUCAGCCUUCUGUACCUGUCAGCAAUGGGCAGAAAGCAACUACGCCAGGGAACGGGCAGCCAGUGGCUCCACAGACAGCCAACAGGGUGCUCCAGCAGCUGCAGCCUGGAGACCUGCGUCUGCAACAACAAGAUCAGCUUCACCCUGUCCAUCCACAGCAGCUCCUUCAGUACCAGCAGGCCCUUCAGCAGUCGGUCCAGUUCCAACAGCAGCAGCAGCAGUCGGUCCAGCUCCAGCAGCAGGCCCUGCUCCAACAGCAGCAGUCGGUCCAGCUCCAGCAGCAGGCCCUGCUCCAACAACCGAUGACGAUGCAGCCCAUGAACCAGCAACAACAGGCCCACUACACAGCCAUGAUGCACCAGUACCAACAGGCUUUUGGACAGCAUCAACAUCCCACCCAGCAGCCUUAUGUCACCUCUCCUCUGGAGUACCAGCUUCCCCCAGGCUCCUAUAACCCUGCUGGGCCUGGGCCUGGGACUGGGCCUAUGUCCCCUGUUGAGCCUCCAUCCACUAACACCAGUAGAAGCCCUCUGGUGGACUUCAAGGUGACCACCCCUCCCCCCCAGACCCUGGUCACUCCCCAGAGCCACCCUCCUGACAUGUCCCGCUGGAACCCCUUUGGAGAGGACAACUUCUCCAAACUGACAGAGGAGGAGCUGCUGGACCGAGAGUUCGACCUCCUCAGAACAAGUAAACCUCUGGAGAGAACCAGUAGCCAGGAGGUAGAUCAACCGCUGCAGCCAAUCACCCCCGCCGCCAUGCCCCUCCUCCCCGAAGACCUGUUUGGCUCCUCCCCCUUCCUGUCUAGUGCAGGUUCUAGUGUGGUGGUGAUAACUGAUCAGCCUAUUGAAGAGCUCAGUAACUCAGUCGCUGCCCCCGUACCAGUUCCUGUGGGCCAGCCUGCCCUUGAGGAAGAACUGCAACCUCCGGUGGCAAACGAGCACAAACCAAGUAGGAGGAGAAACUCUCCUGUUGGCGGUUCACAAACGACUCGCAAACCAGGUGGUGACGAAUCAGACAGUGACUUUGAGUCAGAUCCUCCUUCCCCUAAGAGCAGCGAGGGGGAAGACGAGCCGGAGGACGACGAAGGUCUGAACAACGAGCACAGAGAGUUCUUCAAUGAACUGGAAGAUUUGGAGGAAACGGAGAUGCUGGGACAUAGGCCUCUGCUGAUGGACUCAGAGGCUGAGGAAGAGUACGACAAACACAGCUCCGACUCAGACUAUGAACCCAGGAAUGUUAAGGAAGGACUUACUAGGAAGCUAAAAGGAGGAGUGGCUACUGCCACCCGUGAGGGAAGUCCGAGCGUGGAGUCAGAAGACACACUAAUCACGAUUACGCCUCCCGAGUCGCCUGGUGUGGCGGCUGUUAGAGCCCUCCCCUGUGUCGGUGGCAUUGUGGACGUGUUUGGUGCGGAUGUGUUUGGUGCUGUGCCCUUCUUUCCUCCAGCGGCAGCUCUGGCAGAAAGAGCAGACAUCUUCUCCGCGGCUCCCUUCAGGCAGGUGAGCCAGGAGGCCAUAGUCAACCAGCCCAACCAGGCCAUGGAAGAGUUGGACGUCUUUACUAAGGCUCCGUUCAGCCGGAACCUCUCCAAAUCUGGCAAGACCGGAAGCAGCGACUUCUCUAUGGGUCGGACUCCUUCGGUGUCCCCUGAAAGCAUCGACCCGUUCGGCUUCUCCCCCUUCCAGCCCGGCCCCACGGCACCGCCACCAACCACCUCCAGGAGCGCAGAGGACAUCUUCCGUCCAGCCUUCGAGAAUUCUCUCAGCCCCCAGCAGCAGAGGCUGAAACAGCGUAGCCUCCAGAAGUUGUCCUCACGUCAGAGGAAGUUCUCUGGUGGCACCAGCGGUGGCAGCAAUGGCAAGCGCCACCACGGCACGCCCACUGGCGGUCGCAAGAACAACAAGCCCAGCUUCCGAACCCCCGAGCGCGUCCGCCGGCACAAGAAGGCCGGCAGGAGGGACUCCCAGAGCUCCAACGAGUUCCUUAGCACCUCAGACUCCAAGGAGAACAUCAGCGUAACGAUGGCAGACGCCGACAAAGACAAAGGGGCUUCCCUGCCUAGCCUUCCUCAUGAGGUCGACCCCUUCGGAGCCAAUCCCUUUGGUCCUCAGGAUGGCAGCCGACUUAACCAGGGCCAGUACCAAGUGCUUCUGGGGGACAGCAAGGCAGACAUAGGUUCGGCCAAUGGCAGGCCUCGGACUAGCUCGCUCCAUGAUGCGUUUGGGGACGGGAACAUCAUGGAUGACUUUGGGGCGGUACCUUUCACAGAACUGGUGGACCACCCUGGGCCUGAACCGCAGCCGUCACAGGCAGUGGAGCUGGAUCCCUUCGGAGCUGCGCCGUUCCCCUCCAAACAGUGAAUGUCUUGCUCGUCUUCCCGCCACACACACUCUCGUCUUUCUCAAUCACACACACUGCUGUGUUACACCAAGCCUGUGGAGUUCCGGGGUGAAAUUCCCUCCCAAGGGAUGGCAAUUAGCUUGCUGGUGUGGUAGUUGAUUAUAUUUUCAGCCAAAUUUAACUGCGAUUGGCAACUGCGCUAAUGUGUUUCCAAUGCUUCCCCCCCCCCUAAAGGAUAUUUCAAUACAUGAAUAACUGGACUUUGGGAUUAACAAAACCAACAUAAACCUGUGGAGUAUAUCUGAUUUUUAUUUCAGGUUCUGUAUGAAUUUCCUUCACCUGUACCUGUUAGCUGACGAGCUUUUUAUGCUGCGUCACAAUACGUGUCUCUUGAGACACGGAGAUCGAUUUGGUUUCACUCAAGAUCACACUGUGUCAAACAACAAGAUUGCUCAGUUUUCGGAUUGCUUGAGUUGCUGCUGAAAAAAAAAAAAAAACAUUUGUAAAGAUUGUGGCCUCCGUGAUCUACCGAUGAGAUUAAUUUAGCUCCGUGAUCUACCGAUGAGAUUAAUUUAGCUCCGUGAUCUACCGAUGAGAUUAAUUUAGCUCCGUGAUCUACCGAUGAGAUUAAUUUAGCUCCGUGAUCUACCAAUAAGAUUAAUUUAGCACCGUGAUCUACCAAUAAGAUUAAUUUAGCUCCGUGAUCUACCAAAUAAGAUUAAUUUAGCACCGUAAAGCCUUAUGGACGUGACUCCGCCUUGCUGCACAGUACCUCGGAAACCAUUUGGCUAAGGAAAUGGCUAACAUUGCCUUUUGUGUCAACGGAGUGAUUCGUUUAAGAGUAGGCCUUUAUCACUUUAUCAUUUCACCCUACUUAGACCCUUUCAUUUCUAUGCACAUUUCUUUCCAUUUAGUCUACUUACAGUAGAUAACAGCUCAUUUUUUUAUUUAAUUUUAAUUUUAAUUGCAAUAUAUUCACUAGAAUGAAAGGCAUUCGUUUUGUUUCAUUUCUUUUUAAAGAUUUCUCAUUUAUUAUUUAGGACAUUUUAGGUUUAAUUCCAGACUUUGAACUUGUCAAUAAGUACUGUUUAAUGUGAUCUUUUACCUCAAACAAUAAAAAAUAUAAUUUUUGAAUAAGGGGAAAAACACAACCCAUUUUCCUACAUGGCGAUACUGAGUAUAAUAUAUCUGACUACUUCCACCUCUUGAGACGGUCUCCUGUCUUGCAUCUAUUGGUAACAUAAGCCAUGCCAAAUCUCCUACCAUUUACUUGUAGUCUAAUUAGAAUCAGGUCACGUGUCCAAAUUGUUUUAAAUGAAUGCCCUUUCAGCGUCAACUCUUCCAUUGGCUAGUAAUUAUGGCAAUUAUGAAUCGUGAGGAUACAGAAAGGACAGAUAUGUCGCGGUCUGAUAACCCCGUAACUCAAUUUAUUUGUUUUCAUUCUAUUGAAAGCAUUAACUCUCAAUGACUCUGAUCAAGAAGCUAUUCAAAAUGGCUUCAGAUGUUUUCAUAAUUGUAUGAUUUUAAAGGGGAAAAUAUGGAAUUAUUUUGAAUUUCCUGAAAUGUUUGUUUAGGAGAUGAGGUUCUCAGUGACGAUAUGUACCUACCUUUUUGGCACAUUGAUGUUGACUGAAAAAGCUCGUAGCUGCCUUAUUUGCCUAUGGAACCCUGUGAUUUUAAUAUUUUGUUUCAUUUUUAUUUAAGGUUAAUCUUGUUUUGUAUUUAUCAUGCUAUACUGCUGUCUAAUAAUGCAAUAAACACGUUUGA